Molecule: messenger RNA, 577 nt
Organism: Actinia tenebrosa (Australian red waratah sea anemone)
Lineage: Eukaryota; Metazoa; Cnidaria; Anthozoa; Actiniaria; Actiniidae
Product: short-chain collagen C4-like
Source: RefSeq, a predicted model, not a curated record
GUAGAGAUGGUCGUGACGGUAAAGAUGGUCGUGAUGGGAGAGAUGGCUCUCCAGGACUGAUAGGUCCUCCAGGUUUGAAAGGAGAGCAAGGGCAGCAAGGUGUAAAAGGUCCUCCAGGACCCAAGAGUGGUGGAGUACAGUACGUACGAUGGGGAAGAACCACCUGCCAUUACAAUGCUACUCUUGUUUACAAAGGACGUAUUGGAGGAGAAGAAUAUACUCAUACAGGUGGAGGUGCUAAUUACGUUUGUCUUCCUGAGACCCCAAAAUAUGGAAGAAUAAAUCACAUUGAAUUAAAGCGAGUUAUGGUGCUGAGAGGCAGAGAUGGUUAUGAUGGCCAACCAGGAAAACCAGGCAGAGAUGGUCUUAACGGCAAAGAUGGUCGCGAUGGUAAAGAUGGUCGAGAUGGGAAAGACGGGUCAUCAGGAACAACUGAUUAGUUAUCAGCUUAUUUUAUCGCGCAUGAUUCCGUGUUUUGGUUUUCAACGUAAUAAUCAUACAAAUAAAGUAAGUUUGAAAGGAGAGCCAGGAAAUCUUAUUAAUUUAAUUAAGCAUUACUUCUUGAAUCGUUUUGAGA